Vicia villosa (hairy vetch) is the source of this 932-nucleotide messenger RNA. Its product is annotated as universal stress protein PHOS32-like. The record is from RefSeq and is a predicted model, not a curated record. Lineage: Eukaryota; Viridiplantae; Streptophyta; Magnoliopsida; Fabales; Fabaceae. The transcript is spliced from 5 exons. Bases 205 to 741 code for a protein of 178 amino acids.
GUUGAACAUGGUGUGACCAAUGAACAUUGAACGGGUAUAAGUUUUCAAUUUGUACACGACAAUUUAAAAACAAAAUCAUAGAAAAGAAAAACUGCCACCAACCUAAAAAUAAGACUUUCUUGUUCAAAAAGCAAUUCUAUUCGACUACUUCUGAAAAAGGCAGAGCAAAUAGCUCAUAAUCCAAAUUGUGAAGAUUGUUAAUUGAUGGAGACGGUGAUGGAAGAUGUAGAAGAAUACAAUUAUAGAGAAGUGAAGCUUCCAUCGUUGAUCCCAUUAGUACCUGAACCAGAGCUUGAAAGAGAAACAGGAGAAAGAAGAAGAGGAAGAGAUAUAGUUAUAGCUAUAGAUCAUGGUCCAAACAGUAAACAUGCUUUUGAUUGGGCACUUAUUCAUCUAUGUAGACUUGCUGAUACCAUCCACCUAGUUCAUGUUGUUUCUGAUGUGAAGAAUCAGAUUGUGUAUGACUUGACCCAGGGGCUGAUGGAGAAAUUAGCUGUUGAGGCUUUUGAAGUUGCAAUGGUAAAAACAGUAGCUCGGAUUGUGCAAGGUGAACCAGGAAAAGUAAUUUGCAAUGAAGCAGAGAGAACUAAACCUGCAGCUGUCGUUCUUGGCACCCGAGGAAGAAGUUUGUUUCAAAGUGUGCUACAAGGAAGUGUUGGUGAGUACUGCUUUCACCAUUGUAAAGCAGCACCUGUUGUAAUUGUUCCCGGAAAAGAUCUUGGUGAUGCAUCAAUAGUCUAAUGAAUUUAGGUUGUGUUAUGUAUAAAUCUUCAUUGUUUUGUAAUUGUAAUGAUGUAUCUAACAUCAUAUGUUGUGGUUUGUUUUUUACUCACUUUUCCAUUUGAAAAUUCGUCGGAAUUUUACUUGUUUUUGUAAGUAAUUGUAAAAUAUUCAUUUCAUGAAUGUAACUAUUGAAUGGCUUUCUAUAAAAA